This is a messenger RNA of Trichophyton benhamiae CBS 112371, 1152 nucleotides long. RefSeq lists its product as uncharacterized. Gene Ontology annotation, molecular function: inositol phosphoceramide synthase activity. Gene Ontology annotation, biological process: inositol phosphoceramide metabolic process; sphingolipid biosynthetic process. NCBI's taxonomy places the organism in Eukaryota, Fungi, Ascomycota, Eurotiomycetes, Onygenales, Arthrodermataceae. The record is from RefSeq and is a predicted model, not a curated record. Gene Ontology annotation, cellular component: inositol phosphoceramide synthase complex. The coding region runs from base 1 to 1152 and encodes 383 amino acids. The transcript has 2 exons.
AUGGACCAUAUACGAUGGCCAGUAUCUCGUGCUGGUCGUGCUUGGCAUCUUCUCCCUCUGCAUCAUCCAGUCGCCAGGACCACUGGCAAAGACCAUCGUAGCCCUAGGCCUGAUAAGCUCGCUGUUGAUGCCAAUAACAUGCCAGUUCUUUCUUCCCUUUCUGCCACCAAUCUGUUGGUUGGUAUUCUUCUAUGCUUGCCAGUGAGUUGGCCCUUCUCUAACAUCCUGAAACAUGAGGAUCACAAAAGAUUCAUCCCAAGUGACUGGCGGCCGCCGAUUUGGGUUCGCGUCCUGCCUGCCCUGGAAAACAUCAUCUACGGCGCAAACUUGUCAAAUAUCCUCUCCGCUCACCAGUCUACCGCUCUAGACCUGCUCGCAUGGCUCCCCUACGGCAUCAUGCAUUACGGUGCUCCCGUUGUCUGCGCCAUCUUCCUCUUCAUCUUUGGCCCGCCCGGCAUCACCCCCAUCUUUGCUCGCAGCUUCGGAUACAUGAACAUUGCGGGUGUCAUCAUCCAGUUCCUCUUCCCUUGCUCUCCACCUUGGUAUGAAAACCUCUACGGCCUUGCGCCAGCCCACUACGGCAUGCCAGGAGACCCUGGUGGUCUAGCACGCAUCGAUGCCCUGUUCGGCAUUGAUCUGUACACCUCUGGCUUCUCUGCCGCACCAGUUCCAUUUGGCGCCUUCCCAUCCCUCCAUGCGGGUCAUGCCACAUUUGAAGCUCUCUUCAUGAGCCAUGCAUUCCCAAAACUAAAGCCUGUCUUCAUCACCUACGUCGUCUGGCUCUGGUGGUCAACGAUGUACCUUUCCCACCACUACGCUGUCGACCUUAUUGGUGGCGGUCUCCUUGCUGCCGUUACAUUCUACUACGUCAAGUCCCGCUUCCUCCCACGCGUGCAGGCCGACAAGUUCACUCGCUGGGACUACGACUAUGUCGAAAUCGGCAGUGCCGAUAUGAGCAUGCCUGGCUCGUACGGCUAUGACAUUGCUGAUGGCCUGCAGAUGGACAGUGAUGAGUGGACAGUCGGAUCCAGCUCAUCCAUUUCAUCCGGUUCAUUAAGCCCAGUCGACGAACAAUCGGCAUGGGGCGGUGAGGCAGACGGCAUUCCCAAGCGCUCUUCAGACCUUGAGACCGGCCUCGGUAUCUCGAGAUGA